Endocarpon pusillum Z07020 is the source of this 4455-nucleotide messenger RNA. Its product is annotated as Vacuolar protein sorting/targeting protein 10. Gene Ontology annotation, biological process: protein targeting to vacuole; Golgi to vacuole transport; Golgi to endosome transport. The record is from RefSeq and is a predicted model, not a curated record. The transcript is spliced from 2 exons. Gene Ontology annotation, molecular function: protein binding. NCBI's taxonomy places the organism in Eukaryota, Fungi, Ascomycota, Eurotiomycetes, Verrucariales, Verrucariaceae. Bases 1 to 4455 code for a protein of 1484 amino acids. Gene Ontology annotation, cellular component: Golgi apparatus; membrane.
AUGAUAUUUAGGUCCUUGACGGCGCCUGUGCUGCUGCUGACUACCGUGUCCCUUUUAUCAGCACCAUGGCAGAGCCUAGCGAAGAAGGACGCGCCCAGAAUCACCUCCACCACCUUUGACCACCCUCUUCGGAGCAUCUUCUAUUUUGACGACUCGGACAUUCUGUUGGGUCUCGAUGCCGAGGAUGAAAAGGUGUAUCGAUCUACCAAUGCUGGCGAAGACUGGAAGGUUGUGGAUGACGGUGGUGUAGAGCGAGCCUUCGAUAUAUCUCCCCAUCCGUACGACCGAGACCGAGCCUACAUCAUAGGAGUAGAGCAUGCCCAUUGGGUGACCACAGAUCGGGGCGAGUCAUGGCGCAAAUUCGAAGCCGAUGCUGUACCUUACAACUAUCGACAGACCCUAGCCUUCCAUGGUCGCGAUCCUAAGAAGCUCAUCUUUCAAGGUCACACCUGCGCUAAUUGGGAGUGUAGAGAUGUCGCAUAUUACACUGAUGAUGAUUUCGAACAUCUUCAUGUACUCAGAGAAGGCAGCUUGGGGUGUAGCUGGGCCGUCAGCACUCCUCUAUUCGGCAUUGGCAUUGAACCUGAAGUUGAAAAUAGGAUAUUUUGCGUUGCUCGUGGGCUCUUUUCUCCCUGGUCAAGCGAGAACCGGCUGUUGGUCUCGGAUGAUUAUUUCGAGUCUGAGGAAGAGGCUAUGCUUGGAGGCUCAAGAGCAAUUGGUGGUAUCAUCAAUAUGGCUCCUGUGAAGAAGUACUUGGUGGUCGCAGUUAGAGCCGAAGGGACGGACGAAUUAGCACUUUACGUCUCCGACGACAGCAGUCAAUGGCACCGGGCAGAAUUCGGCAAUCACAAAGUUCUGGAAGAAGCAUACACCGUGCUGGAGAGCACGAACUACAGCAUGCAAGUAGACGUGAUGGGCAUGGGUGAGACGGGGACCCUCUUCACAUCUAAUUCGAACGGCACUUAUUUCACCAAGAAUAUCGAGCACACAAAUCGAGGUCCCCGGGGGUACGUGGAUUUUGAAAAGAUCACUGGAAUCCAAGGUAUUGUUAUUGUAAACGUGGUAGACAAUUGGGAGGAUGUUGAAAAGAAAGGAGCGGAGAAGCAUAUCACAAGCAAGAUCAGCUUCGACGAUGGCCGCACCUUUCAGGAUUUAACGGUAGGGAGCAAGCGACUUCACCUUCACUCCGUGACAAACCCCUCCACCUCCGGCAGAGUUUUUUCUAGUCCCGCUCCUGGUAUGGUUAUGGGUGUUGGCAAUACUGGAAAGCGCCUCCAGGACUACAAGGAAGGCAACCUAUAUGUCUCGGACGAUGCCGGGUUGACAUGGAAGGAAGCUCUUGAGGGCGCCCAUAAAUACGAGUUUGGCGACCAAGGAGCUGUAAUUGUGGCAAUUGACGACCAGGACACAACGAAGGAAGUGAAAUAUUCGCUCAAUCACGGGAAAGACUGGGCCAAAGCAGAUCUCGGCGAAAAGAUUCGAGCAAAGCUAUUAACUACUGUUCCCGAUUCCACCAGUCUCAAAUUUCUUCUUGAAGCCACCAAGGAAGAUGACUGGUACCUUUUCGUGAUCGACUUCGAGGGCCUUCAUGAGCGCAAAUGCAAGGAAGACGACUUCGAGAAAUGGCCUGCACGGCUUGGUGAGGAUGGUGACCCCAGUUGCAUUAUGGGGCAUAAACAAUUCUAUCGGAGACGGAUGGCGGACGCUGACUGUUUCGUGGCUGAGGAAUUCAAGGACCCCUUGCCACAGACUGAGCCUUGCAAAUGUUCAAGAGAAGACUUUGAGUGUGAUUUUAAUUACAUUCGAAGUGAAGAUCAGACCGAGUGUGUGCCUGCUGUGCCUCUCAUACCUCCUGCUGGCGAAUGCAAGAAUUCUGAAGACACCUUCACCGCUAGCUCCGGAUUCAGGCUCAUUCCAGGAGAUGACUGCGAAAGGAAAGGCGGAGAAGAGCUUGACAAGGAGGUAAAAAGACCUUGCUCAGGUAGCAAGAAGGCCCCUGCGUCCGGGGAAAUCACUCACGAAACGACAACCUUUGGGUCAACCCAGUUUAGCGAAUGGCACUACCUCGAACGAACGCAGUCAAGUUCUGGUGACGAUGAAUCAGUCAUUAUGCGUACUGCUGAUGGCAAGGUUUUCCUGACCAAGGACCACGGAAAGACAUGGCUAGAAAUCCUCAAAGGAGAAAAAAUCACUUCUAUCGCUCCGCACCAAUACUUCAACGACGCAAUCUUCUUCCUCACAGAAGGUAAAAAGGUUUUUUAUUCACUCGAGCGAGGAGACAAUUUGCAAGAUCUUGAGGCUCCUGCGCCUCCACAUCCAGACCUACGGACACUGCACUUUCACCCGGAUUACAAAGACUCCUUACUCUGGACUGGACCAAAGGACUGUGGCACGAAGACAUGUGGCGCCACAUAUCAUACUGAAAACCGGCACGAAUGGAGCCUUCUCCUUCAAGCAGUUAAGAAGUGUGAAUUUAUCCAACGGGAAGGCCGAGCAUCUCAGGAAGACGAUAAAAAUCUGGUCUUCUGUGAGCAAUACAAGAACGAGAACCCCAGCAACUCUCUACAACUAGUGUCAAGCACAAGUUGGUUCAAGGAUAGGAAAGUGCACUUUGAUGACAUCCUCGACUUUGCAACCAUGUCAGAGUUCAUCAUUGUGGCAGCUAAGACCGAAGACCACAAGUUCUUGAAGGUCGACGCCAGUGUCGACGGCCGCGUCUUUGCACCAGCAGAAUUUCCACCCAAUUUCCAGGUCGAACAUGAGCAAGCUUACACGGUCCUCGAUAGUUCAACACACGCCGUCUUCCUACAUGUCACAGUCAACAACGAGAAGAACCAAGAGUACGGGUCAAUCAUCAAAUCCAACAGCAACGGCACCUCUUAUUCGCUCUCUUUGCGCCACGUCAAUCGUGACGAGGUGGGUUUUGUUGACUUUGAGAAGAUGCAAGGGAUUGAAGGAGUAGCAAUGGUGAAUGUUAUUGACAAUGUGAAGGAUGUAGAGUCUGGGAAGGACAAGAAAUUGAAGUCUAUGAUCACGCAUAAUGACGGCGCGGAGUGGACGCUCAUUCCGCCACCUGCGAAAGAUAUGGAUGGAAACAAGUUUGGCUGCGUGGAGAAGGCUGAUACUGCCAGCGAGAAGUGUUCGCUGCACAUUCACUCCUACACAGAACGCUACGACAAGCAUGCCACCUUCUCCUCCCCGUCAGCUAUUGGUCUUAUGCUCGCCGUAGGAAACGUGGGCGACCACCUCACUCCCAAAGAUAGUGAUGACACAUAUACCUUCAUCACACGCGAUGGUGGCAUCACGUGGAACGCGAUCAGAAAGGGCAGCUACUUAUGGGAAUAUGGCGAUCAGGGAAGCAUUAUCGUUAUUUGUGACCAAGCCAAAGCCACGAACGUGGUAUAUUAUACGCUUGAUGAGGGUAAGACAUGGGCGGAGUACCAAUUCUCCGAUACUGAGAUGGACACGUACCAGAUCAGCACAACCCCUUCUGACAACAGUCGAAACUUCCUUCUUUGGGGCAGAUUUGAGGGCAGCGACAAGGUUUCGACAGUGAACCUUGAUUUCACUGGUCUGAAAGAACGCCAAAGACAGUGUGUUCUGAAGGACUCGUCGCCGGAAGAAGAUGAUUACGAGCUGUGGGAACCUAAGCAUCCACUACAAGAAGGGAACUGUCUCUUUGGACACGUGGCGCAGUACCAUCGCAAGCGACUUGAUAGGGAAUGCUACAAUGGAUUCAAAACCGAAGGAUUGCACAACAUUGCCAAGAACUGCUCUUGUACAAGACAGGACUUUGAAUGUGAUUACAACUACGAGCGCCUAGGCGAUGGUACCUGUCAGCUAGUUCCUGGUCUCCAACCAGCCGAUCAUGCUCUUGUUUGCAAAGAAGACCCUAGACAAAUCGAAUAUUUUGAACCCACUGGCUAUCGUCGAAUACCGCUCACCACGUGCCAGGGUGGCAAUGAAUUUGAUAAGCUCAGAUCACGGCCAUGCCCUGGUCAUGAAGCUGACUAUGACGAAAAACAUGGCAUAAGCGGACUAGGCUUGUUCUUUGCCAUCCUUGUUCCUUUCGUGGCAGCUGGAGCCAUUGGCUAUUAUGCUUGGACGAAUUGGCGGCACAAGCUGAGUGGCUUUGGUCAGAUCAGACUUGGUGAGGGUGGCGCACCAUCCACCUUCACUGAUAGAGACAGCCCUCUGAUCACUGUCCCUAUUGCUAUCAUUGCUGGCACAUGGGCAGUGGCCAAAGCUACUCCACUACUCGUCAUGAGUUUGUGGCGGAGUGCGAAGGGAUAUCUGCCUGUUGGCAGUGGCAGUUCAGGUGGUUGGAUGGGACGAUCGCAUGCACCAUAUACGAGCCGAAGCGCCUUUUCAGCACGGAGGCAGGAUUACAGCCAUGUGGUGGCGGAUGAAGAUGAACUUCUUGGAGAUGAUCUGGACGAUGGAGAGGAGGCGUAA